Molecule: messenger RNA, 3308 nt
Organism: Oreochromis aureus
Lineage: Eukaryota; Metazoa; Chordata; Actinopteri; Cichliformes; Cichlidae
Exons: 5
Coding region: 1-654 (217 amino acids)
Source: RefSeq, a predicted model, not a curated record
AUGCAACAGCAGCUGCUGAGUGACCACAACAGUGUGGCAUUCAUGGAGUGCCAGGACAGGCAGGACAAUGAGAAGCCAAUGGCGCAGGGUCCCCCAGGUGGUGUUAUCGGGAUCCUUGGAGGUGUUGUUGCCAUUGGACUCAUCAUUGGCGUGGCUGUUACUGUUGUCAUGGUCCAUCGGCGGCAGCAGAAGACCCGCACUGAGACAGAUAAUGACCUGACUGACCUCCCACCUGUGCACAAACCAGCCCCUCCUCCACCCAAAAAGAAGAACAGUGACAUGAAGGGACACUUGACAUCUGAUGACAUCCAGGUGGUUCAUCUCGACAAGGAGGAAGAAAUGCAGAAGCUUCCUCUUCAGCCUCCUUAUUACGACAUGGCACCCUCUGAGUCGACCCCCUUCACCGAUAAGCCGGACUCUGGGAGGCAUCCAGAAGAGCCUUUGAACCCAGCUGAAUAUAUGAGCUACCAACGUGUCUGCAACAUGGAACAAUUCCCCGAGUCUCAGCCUGCUCCUGCUUACCCUCCUGUUACUUUCCUGCCUCAGCACCCUUACACUCAGCACCCCUCCAACGAGCCCAUGUACUCCAACACGAGCUUCCCCACCCACGGCCCUCGAGCUCCAUUCACGUUCCCAAAGGAGCAAUCUGUGUGACAUGCCACGUAACUAUUAUCUCAGCGAGAGGCAACAUGAUAGUGCCACAAAUGCUUCAUGAAAAACAAAGCUCUGCUGAACAGAUGUGCAUCUAUCCCCAUCUUGCUUCUGUUUCCUCUAUAGGCUUAAAACACUUGUGGGCUUCCCCCUGCCAUAUGAAAGCGUCCCUCAAUCCCUUGUGUAUUGUGUGCUGCUUGCUCCACUGAAGCUAUAGGACCCCAGUUAUCUCGUGAUGUUAGCAUCCUCGCCACCAGCUACUCUCUUCCACCACUCAAUCCUUUACCCUUCACAUGUGCCCACUCAUCCUGUUUGCUUUUUAUUGCCUCCUCACCUUUGAAUAUUUUGGGUUUUGCCAACUGUCUGUACAGAAUAUGCCACUCAAAAUGUUUUCUCUAUUUCUUUUUUUUACAUUUCCCACAGUGGUAGUGACCUUUUAUAGCAAUGUGGUUCUUUUGUUUGUAUUCUGUUUGUCUGUCAAUCAUAUGCUUGCUUCUUUGAAAGUCAUAUACUAUAAUGUAUGUGUGAUCAGGUGUUUACUGGUGGACUAAAAAAAAUAUAAGAAAUGCCAAUUAAUUUGUAAAACUAAUUAUCAAUCUGUAAUGACAUGGACUACCCCUUUAAUGACGGUUAAUGACUGGGUUGUUAUGUGAAGAGGUGAAUUGGCAGUCUUUCAGCUGGAUCCUUCAUUACUUUUCAUAAUUGCUUUGCUGUUAUGAAGUUUGACUGGCUACUUUGGACUGUUAGAAGAGAAUGUUAUCCUCAUAAGCUAAGAAGAAAAACAAAGGGCUCGAGAUCCAACAGUACCUACUUUCUGCUCACUCUCCAUGUCUCAUUAUCCUUCCCUUCAGGCUACUAUUAUUUUCAUUGUCAUCUAUCAGUAGUUGCCAAAGACAUAGUUUUGCUUGGAUUUUUUGUCCAUUUGCUUUCAUCCUAGCAAUUACAUUAAAAUGAUCUGAAGGGAAAUAAAAACAUACUUGAUUGGCAACUUGCUACGCUUUCCCAGUUUACAUUAUCCUUUUACCAUAUGCUGUAUUAUUCAUAUCUUUAUAUGAAAGUGUGUUCAGCGGUUGGUUUGAGGUUCAUUACUUCAUGGGUCCAUCCCCAGAUAGCAGAUGCAUUUGGGCCUAAUUUGGAUGACUUUUUGUCACCUAAGGCUCUACCAAGUAUUGUGUAGGACAGAUAUGGCCCGCAAAUCAUGAGCCGGGCUUAGUAUGGGUUAUAGUAAAUAUCGUGCUCAAAUGUCAAGACAAACCUCACCCCUGGAUCACAUAAAGUAAACUUGAGGUAGAUUUGAGGCAGGCAGGGUCAUUCCUGAAUGAAUGAAGUCAGUCAAGGUCAAAUAUGGUCCAUAAAAAUCUGCAAAUGUGGGCCACAGUUGGACCAAAUAUUCUUUGGUCUCUGGGUUGUUUUCGUUCAGAGUUAUCAAAUAACUGGUACGGGUAAAAGGUGAAGACAAUCACAUGCUUGGGUUGUCCUGGAAAAAAAAAAAAAUCAUGGAUAAAGUGAAAAGGCUUUUUCAAGGACAGCCCACCCACUUAACAUAUUUAAAUAUUUUUUAAAUAUGAUUUGUACUAUUAUAACCUAAAUAAGUUUAAAUCAAUCUAAGGAACCGAAGAUAAAAGCUUGCUACUGUAUUUUUUUAGACAAUACUCAGUUAUAUAUGAUAGCACUCCACCUAUUUUCAUAGUCCAUUUUACACUGUUACUUUCAGACCAUACAUAAGCUAACAUGCUUGACGAGCCAAUUUCAGGAUACCGCCUCCUACACGCAAGUCCUCUAGACACAGAAAAUUAGCAUAAACUGAAAGUUCACAUUUUUUGCCAUGUCAGAUGUACGUUUGGAAAAAAAAUAAAGAAAAGAAAAUACUUGUGUUUGUGAUCGAUGUGAAAAAAAACCCCUUGAGGUGUUGAAGGUAAUUUAGUGUUUACUCUUAAUGGUGAUGGUAAAUGAAAUAGAGUAAAACUUGUGAGACUUUCUCCUGUGCUCACCUUGUUGUCUUGCAAUGGCUUGAUAUGUGUGCUAGCAUUUAGUUUAAGCAGUGGUAUCUGGUUUGAACCACUGAAGGAGUUUGUUAUCGCUGUACCUGCUGUGAGAAAAGACACUUACACACAUCUUUGUCUUUUUGUGACACAUUUAGUCUUCAAGAGAUCCUUCCUUUUUAUUAUUAUUAUUAUCAUUAUUAUUAUUAUUAUUAUUGAUAAGUACUACUACAUACUAUAUAAUAUGCUAGAAAUUGGGCUUUACAUCUAUAAAAAAAAAAAUACAUUUUUACUCUGUUCCUUUUUGAUGUCCUGACAAUGAUUGCCAUGUUUGUUUUAACCUUUUGAUUUGUGUUUUGUAAAACUGUAACAUUUUGUUUUAUUACUAUGGUUUUUCUUUUUUUUUUCUUCUUCUUUUUUUUUUUUUACAAUUUACAAUAUUCAUAUACAGUAAAGGAAGCCUACAUCACAUUUCUUUUGACUUUCAUUGCGCAUUUGUGGAAGAGUAAAACCCAAAUAAAUAUUAAGAUUAUAAGCUCUUUUGACUGAAAUAAUGAAAGAAAGUUCAACAGUUUAACCUGUUUUUGUUUUAUUUGUUUUUAGGGAUUUUGAGUUAUGUUCGAUGUAAAUAUUAACAAUGUAUCUGAUGUGUGUAAAAAAAAAAAAAUCAUGCAA